This is a messenger RNA of Giardia duodenalis, 3984 nucleotides long. RefSeq lists its product as uncharacterized. The record is from RefSeq and is a predicted model, not a curated record. The coding region runs from base 1 to 3984 and encodes 1327 amino acids. The transcript has a single exon. NCBI's taxonomy places the organism in Eukaryota, Fornicata, Diplomonadida, Hexamitidae.
AUGGAUGGUGCUGUGGCAUUAUCCCAGAAAUUGGACCGCCUCCGGUGCAUCUCUGACAACAGAGAGGUGAGUGCUGACGAUGCAAAAGGGGUCAAUCGAUUAAUGGAGGCGAAGAAAGCGUCCACUUCACAGGAGUCUUCUUUCUGGGGGACCUCUGGUCUCAACCCUUUAGGGGCUGCAUCUAAAGCAGUUACUACGUAUGCCCGUGAAGCGGCUAUUUCAAUGCUGCCGACAUGGACCUUACCGACACUCAAGGACUCUCUCAGUGAUGUAAGUCUUGAGCAACUUGUCCGGCUAAUUUCUUUAACGUACAAGAAGGAUCCCUCAUUGGGAACCAUUCAAGCACAUAAGUCUAUCAUUGAUGGAUUUGUGCGCGACCAGCAAAUGCUUCUACCGCGAGCAGUGCGAAGUUCCUACAAUGAGGGACCAGCCAGCAAUGACUUCAACUAUUCUGUCGCAGCGUUGCCUGGUGCAGUAACUGCCAGCGACGAGCAACUGCACAAUUUGCCAUUGCGUGCACGUGUCAUUGUCGAGACUUUUCGGGCCGAAAACUGGAAAUUCUUUGAGCUAACACAGCAGGAACAGCUAUUUGAGGCAUCGGACAUUUUUUCUUGCUGGUACCAGCCCCUAAAUGCAUCUGAGAUAGACCCCUCUGUUACAAACCCUCUUCCGUUCCCGCAAAUGGACAUCUACCCGCGUCUUUUACUCCUUCUCACCCUUGUUUCUAUGAAAAUAAAGCUAAGCGAAGGGUUUUUCGCGUUCUUCCUUUCUCCUCGCGUGGUCGACAUGGUGGAGACCCUAUUCUGGCUCGUUCACUCUGUUGUCUUUAGUCCCAAGAGUACCAGUAUUCCAGCGUCUGAAGUCAUGCGUACUAUGCAUCCUAAUUUGUACAAUAGCUCCAGAUUUUGCCGAACAACUCACGACAGCAAUGAGGACAGCAUCUCGGACUCUAAGGUAGAGCAAUCUGCCGAUUCAACGCUUGGCGGUCUGCUUCCAAAACGACCAAGUUAUGCAGAACCAGUCACAUCAAGCAAUGCCCCGCCAUCGCGAGCAGUCGUGGGGCUCGAUGGCCGUGUUCAUUACAAGCCUCUCCGGCUUCCACCUCAUCUCCGUCCCAUGGAGCUAAACUUAAAUAGUCAAGACUACUUAAGGAAUCGCUUCGUGGAUGCGUUUGUUGCUAUCGAGCGUAACUGGAUUGGCUGCCGCUCCUCUGACAAGGAGAAAGCAGUUGAAAUGCUGCCCUAUGUUAUUAGUUCUGCAGUUAUUCGCGGCUUCUUCCGGUGCUUUCCUGUUUACUCUCAUAUCUUUAGCGUUAAGUUUAGACUCUCUAUAUAUGAAAAUGUUAUCUACUAUCUAACAGGUGUACCACCAUAUAUAGAUAUUUUGCAAGAUAUACGCAAGAGCUAUUUUCCUACAGAGCCUUACACGGUCGAAUCUUUUUUACAAUAUUUUCCAAAGAACACGGCAACUCUUAUCAACGUGCAAACCAUAAAUGGAUAUAGUAGUCCCAAAGAUAUAAUGCUAGGAAGGUAUCGCAAUUUCUCCUACACCCCUUUUGUAGACAAUCUCCUCCUCGUCUCAAAAACUCAUGAUAGAACUCUUCGAGCCACAUGCACAGUCGGAGAACAAGCUGCGGCAAAGGAAUCGGCUCUAAAGCCCAUUGAAUUCGACAUUGUUCUCUUUCCAGAGGCUGAAAAGAACACAGAUUUUCUUUUUAACAUCUCUCAAUCCGCAGUUAGGAAUCGGAGUGUAAGCCCUGUGCCAAGUAUGCAACAUUAUCAUGAUGCAUCUUUGAACCUGUCUGAAUAUCCCACUGGAAGAACUACCCUAUCUACAUACCCCUUUCUCAUUGAGAUUCCAACCACAGCAGCUUCAUGUAAAAGGGAAGAGUGUCAAGCAGAAGUACUUUCUGCAGGAUGCAAGAACCGUAGUGAUGAUUCUAUGAGUGCAAGGACCGCAUUUAGUACUGACACAGUUGAAAACGAGAACAUUCUGGUGACAGGAACCAAACAAGCAGCUCAGUUCUCCGGUUACGGACAAUCUGGUCUCAGUCACCUCAAUGCAGAAGAAGCACGAGUUAAUAAGCAUAAGAUUGUUAAAAGCACUCUGUCACAGUUGGAUCAGGUGGACUCGAUUCUUCGUCAUGGUCGGCAAUCAUGUGCAUUCAGAACCGAAGACAGAGUGCGGGUGAACAGUGAGGCUGUACCAGAAAAUGGCCCAUCAAAGAAGCAGGAGAAUGUUAAUUUAGACGCUGCAAUUGAGAAGGUAUCCAGUUAUGGAAUUUCUUCUUUGGAGAGUAUUCCAGAGCUAAAGCGGGCCUCUAUUUCAAGUAUUAUUUUGAGAGGAGAUGUAGCAGGAGAAGAUCCUGCAGCAGAACAACAAUCUACACAGCCAGGAUCCCUUCAUACUUUGCUGAAGAACCAUGAUAUCGAAGCUAUAUCAGUAGUUGGAUCACAGCCUCAAUGUGAUUCUACUGUUGACAGAAUCUCUUUAGAUACGUAUCAGAAGACGCAUAGCAUGUCUGUAGAUAAUACAUUUCUCAUACGACUCAAUCGAAAGUUGCAUAUCAAUUCAAAUCCGAAGAUUGAAGGGAUUUUGGGUACUGAGUUAGUCACUUCAGGCGAUGUGGUGCUGGUAGAAAAUGAUGACGAGUACAUGAAGCACGUGAGCAAUGCCAUGAACGAUGCUAUGCAUCCAGAGAAUUUCAAUCACGCCGCUCGUGAACAUAAGCCUCUCAACAAAGUAGGGUCCAUCGCGUCUCCAUCUGCAUCAAGGGCAGGAUCACCGGGAUAUCGAGCAGAACAGAUCAUAAAGCUACUUCCGCGCACGACUGAUACGUCGCGUAAGGACACAAUUGAGAAGCUUCUUGGAAAUCCCCUGGGGAUAGCGCAUCAGAAGAUAGCGACGACUAGGGUGACACCCGUGAUGGUCAGAUACCUAACAAUUACAGGUGCUCCUGCGGCUUCUGAUUUCUCGUCCUAUAUUAGGGACUCUGCAUUUCUUGAUCCAUCACUAGGACAGUCUGAUGCACUCAAGCGCAUAACAAAUCGACGUGCUGGGCGCCCUACACAGAGCUCCUGUGCAUCUAUUGAUAAGGAAAUAAGCAUAGUUAGGCGUACACGAAACGAUCCGUGGAAUAAGGCAGAUGUUAUCAGUUAUGAAGCCGGGAUUGAAAAGCGGCAAUUUGAGGCACCUGAAGACAGUGAAGCAGCGUUGUCGGCUCAAGAUACACGAGUAACUAUAGACCAAAAAGGUGUACUAUAUCCUACGCGAGGACGAGUGGAGUCACCUGUUCGCAAAGAAUCAUUGAGUGGUGUUUGCAACGAACGUCUAAGUCCCAAUAGAUUCCACUUACAGUAUGAAGCGGCAAAGAAAAAACUUAAGCGGCAGGCAGCAGAUGACGCGAAGAAACAUAAGGCUGAAAUGGUGGAGUUAGAGGUUCAAAAGGAGCUGUUUCUCAACAAGGCCUUGAAAGGUGGAGGUGCGCGAACAGCUGCACUAUCAAGAGCACUUGUGGAGGGCGACGCAAAAGACAAGAAAAAGGAUGAAGAGGGCUUUAUCUCAUAUCACAGCAAAGACAAUGCAAUGGUGGCAUUUCUUACGUUUCGGUCUGACCUACAGAAAAACCUACACGAUCUUGAGGUUGCAGAGCAGCUUAGUCAAAAGGUUAAGCAGCGUGAGGAAGCCCGCAAGGCGAUGGCCAGAAAAAUGCAGGCGAAUGAAGACAGCCUCAAGUUUUUAGCAAAAAAGGCCGAAGCUCCUCUGCUUCUUUGGCCAAUCAAUCCAAUGAAUAAAAAUAAAAUUAAUGAUUCUACGUCAGUGGAGGUAGACAUGGAUGGACGCGGGGCAGACUUACGUGACUUAGACUUUCAAAGUUAUCAGGACAUUGCACGGGGAGAACCUUCUGGUGGCCCCACUCUCGACAUUCGGAAUCCACCACGGCUACUCACGAAAAUAAGUCAUUCGCCAUUGAAAUUUACUUGA